This is a messenger RNA of Cygnus atratus (black swan), 6299 nucleotides long. It is a transcript of the gene SEC24A, whose product is annotated as SEC24 homolog A, COPII coat complex component. Bases 71 to 3373 code for a protein of 1100 amino acids. The record is from RefSeq and is a predicted model, not a curated record. Gene Ontology annotation, biological process: intracellular protein transport; COPII-coated vesicle cargo loading; endoplasmic reticulum to Golgi vesicle-mediated transport. Gene Ontology annotation, molecular function: zinc ion binding; SNARE binding. Gene Ontology annotation, cellular component: endoplasmic reticulum exit site; COPII vesicle coat. The transcript is spliced from 23 exons. Lineage: Eukaryota; Metazoa; Chordata; Aves; Anseriformes; Anatidae.
UCCGGUGCGGCGCGGCCCCGCCCCUGGCGCCGCGGAGCCGAGCGGAACCGAGCCGGGCCCGGGCGCAGCCAUGGCCCAGCCCGCGGGGCCCGCCGCUGCCUGCCGAGCUCAGGGCGGCGCCGGGCGGCAGCCCUACAGCAACGGUCCUGUUCAAAAUCAGAUGAUGCAUUCUUCAGAUGCCCAGGGAUACAACCCUGCAGUUCCAGGAUCGUACUCGCAUCCGAAGGUUCCUCCGCAUCAGCCUUCUGGACAGUACAACUACAGCGGCUCCCAGAACGUUUCUCAGUUCAACAGUUACCAAGGGCCUGGGCAGACUCUCAACAGGCCGCCAGUGGCACCUCUCUCUGGGUCGCCAGUGCAGCAAACGGGUCCUGUACCUCAAGUGCCGCCGCCUGCGUUGCAAAACUCAGCUGCUGUAUCAUCUGCUGGUAGCUUUCCUCCCGGUGCUGGCCCCCCGAUGCUUUCAAACUGGCAGUACAGCCAGAGCGCUGUGAGUCACCCGGCCGGGACGCCGACAAGCCACUUGGCUCACGGGACGGGGACAGGGUCAGCUCAGCCAUCGCCCUCGUUAUCAGGAAAUACAAAUCCUCCAGGAAGUUAUCAGUAUGCUGCUUCUCCGGGAGGUCCCUCGCUUCAGAACAGCUUUAUGAAGCCAGGAUCUGCACCUCCACCAGUGACUCAGCCUUUAACUCCUCUCCACCCUCCCCCAAGGCCACCUUUAGGACCCCCACCAGUUGGUGGUCCACCUUUAAUUAGGCCAUCAACGCUGACAGCGGGACCACCUAAUACACAGUCUCUGCUAAACUCAGCUGCAAAUCAAGACGGUGAUGCUACAUCUGCUGCUAGCGAUGGGUCCGCGGUCCAAAAUAGCUAUGAUGCAAUAGAAGGAGGCGGCCUCAUGGCAACCCCACAUCCUUCUCCUGCACCCCCGAAUCUUAAGAUGAACAGAAAUGUUGGCUAUUCUUACCCUGCCUUGCCACCAGGCUACCAAAAUACUUCACCACCUGGAGCACCAGGAAUGCAAGCAUCUGCUUUGCAAUAUCCAGAUGGAUCAAAACAUUUCCACCAGCCUCCCCUAGGCACUAAUCACUUAACUGCAUCUAUGGGCUCCCUGAGCCUACAGCAAGAAGGAUUAAGACCUGUGAAUCUUCUUCAAGAAAGAAAUAUUCUUCCUACAACCAUCUUACAGGCUCCUGUCCCGAACUUGCAUGAAGAUAUCCAGAAGCUCAAUUGUAAUCCAGAGUUGUUCCGCUGUACCCUGACCAACAUUCCUCAAACUCAGGCCUUACUGAAUAAAGCCAAACUUCCUUUGGGGCUCCUGCUUCAUCCUUUCAAAGACUUAUCGCAAUUGCCAGUGGUCACUUCAAGCACUAUUGUGAGAUGUCGUUCCUGCCGGACGUAUAUUAACCCUUUCGUCAGCUUUCUAGACCAAAGGAGAUGGAAAUGCAAUUUGUGCUACAGAGUGAAUGAUGUUCCUGAAGAAUUCAUGUAUAACCCUGUGACAAGAGUUUAUGGAGAACCUCAUAAAAGACCUGAAGUCCAGAAUGCUACUAUUGAGUUUAUGGCUCCAUCUGAAUACAUGCUACGUCCACCUCAGCCACCUGUGUACCUCUUUGUAUUUGAUGUCUCUCAUAAUGCAAUAGAGACAGGAUACUUGAAUACAGUCUGCAAGACCUUAUUAGACAAUCUUGACUUGCUUCCCGGGAAUACUAGAACAAAAAUAGGCUUCAUCACAUUUGACAGCACAAUCCAUUUCUACAGUCUUCAGGAAGGUCUCUCUCAGCCUCAGAUGCUUAUAGUUUCAGAUAUUGAAGAUGUAUUUAUACCAAUGCCAGAAAACUUAUUAGUAAAUUUAAAUGAAAAUAAAGAGCUUAUUCAGGAUCUACUGAGGACCUUGCCACAAAUGUUUACCAAGUCCCUGGAAACUCAGAGUGCUCUCGGGCCUGCAUUACAGGCAGCCUUUAAACUGAUGUCCCCCACUGGAGGUAGAAUCUCUGUCUUCCAGACACAGCUUCCAUCUGUGGGAAUGGGAGCACUGAAAUCGCGAGAAGAACCGAACCAAAGAGCAACUGCAAAGGACAUACAUCUGACUCCAUCAACUGACUUUUACAAGAAGUUAGCCUUGGACUGCUCAGGACAACAGGUUGCAGUGGAUUUAUUUCUUCUUAGUGGACAAUAUUCUGACUUAGCUUCUCUAGGUUGUAUAUCAAGAUACUCGGCAGGUAGUGUCUAUUACUACCAAUCUUACCAUCAUAAACACAACCCUGUCCAAGUGGAGAAAUUGCAAAAGGAGUUGAAACGAUAUUUAACUAGAAAAAUUGGAUUUGAGGCUGUCAUGAGGAUAAGAUGCACCAAAGGUCUUUCCAUUCAUACCUUCCAUGGGAACUUCUUCGUAAGAUCUACAGACUUGCUGUCGUUACCCAAUGUAAACCCAGAUGCAGGAUAUGCCGUGCAAAUGUCAGUAGAAGAGAGCCUUACUGAUAUGCAGGUUGUUUCUUUUCAGUCAGCUCUUCUGUACACAUCCAGUAAAGGUGAAAGAAGAAUUCGUGUCCACACGAUGUGCUUACCUGUUGUGACAACACUGAGUGACGUCUAUGCGGGGGCAGAUGUACAAGCUAUCACAGGGCUGUUAGCCAAUAUGGCUGUGGACCGAUCAGUUUCUGCUACCUUGAGUGAUGCUCGAGAUGCUUUGGUCAAUGCAGUGAUAGACUCUUUAUCUGCUUACCGUUCGUCAGUCCUAAGCAUUCAACAGCCUGGUCUGAUGGCCCCCAGUUCACUACGGCUCUUCCCACUUUACGUACUGGCACUCUUAAAACAGAAAGCAUUUCAAACUGGGACAAACGCACGUUUAGAUGAACGCAUUUUUACCAUGUGUCAGGUGAAAAACCAGCCCCUCGUUUACCUCAUGCUUAUGACACAUCCCAGUUUGUACAGAGUUGAUAAUCUCACAGAUGAGGGAGCUCUUAACAUAAAUGACAGAACUAUACCUCAGCCACCCAUUCUCCAGCUGUCAGUGGAGAAGUUGAGUAGGGAUGGUGCUUACCUUAUGGAUGCUGGCUCUGUAAUGUUUCUGUGGAUUGGGAAGAACUGUGGGCAGAGCUUUAUCAGCCAAGUCCUUGGAGUUCCAAAUUAUGGCUCAAUACCACAGAACAUGACACAUCUGCCAGAGCUUGAAACUGCAGAAUCCAUCAGAACAAUAGCUUUCAUUUCUUGGCUGAGAGAACAGAGACCUUUCUUUCCUAUACUAUAUAUAAUAAAGGAUGACAGCCCAUUGAAAUCAAGUUUUCUGCAAAAUAUGAUUGAAGACAGAACAGAAUCAGCCUUAUCAUACUAUGAGUUCCUCCUUCAUAUACAGCAGCAAGUGAAUAAAUGAAACGCUAGCCUUUGGCUCAAUUCUUUAAGGAAAGAUUUUGCAGUAAAGAACACUUGUGCUUAUAAUAUCCUCAUUAAAUCUGUGGCCUGAGGCAGUCGAUGAGAAGUUCUCACUGUGAUUUCAACGAACUAAAGCAAAUAAAGGACCACAUCUGAGAAUCAAAUGUGCAACAAUACGUUAUACCUUAAAAAUCAAACUAUUGGAACUGGUUGAGCACCUUUAUUUUGCUGCAAAUCAUGUUUUUACUGUAAGUAGUUGCAGCAUGAAGUACAUUUACAAAGGCAAUACUGAAAAGGUGAAAUACAUUUUGUAAAAUAAAGAGUUCUUUGUUGUUCAAAAUGUAUAUUUCCGUAACUCCUUGCAUUUUUUUUUUUUGCUGCUAGAUAUAAAAACCUCACAAUACUGAUCAUGAUUUGCAGGGAAAUUCUUUAUAAGUGCAUCCAGUGAUCAGAGCAUCUCAAUGUUCAACUUAAAAAUGCUUAAAGUAGCAAUGAAACAACUGUUCAUUGUGAAACGAACAAAUACUUUAUGAAACUUAGAAUCCAGUGUUUGGAAUGGGUUAUGGCUAAUAGGACUCAAGGUAAGCUUAACAUGGACAAGAUGGCUUAAUUUGUGAAAGCUUUUAAUAAGUCAGUAUUCAAUUUUUUUUAAAAAUAGUGGGGAGGAGUGAGCCCUAUAUGAGAUACAUUAAAGUCAGUGGCUGAGUCAGCAGCAAAAGUAGACUUAUAGAUGGCAAGUUUUGUUUUUCUUCAGUAAAAUUUUUCUUCUUACUUUCAGCCUGUGAAUGGUGUGGGAGGGGAAUGGCAAGUAAGGUUAUCCCAGGAUAUAUGUUUAGUAGACUUUGGGCUCUUGUUUACAUAACUGAAUGUUAGGCCCCUGAAAUUUAGCGUGUUUACGAAGUGCGUUUGUGUGAUGGCACUUCAAACCUAGUGGUUUGAGACCACAUUCAAUAUUCUGACACUAAAAUUGGAAAAUAAAUUAUUUUUCCAAAGACAAAAACAUUAUUUUGUAUUUAAAGAUUUCUUUAUGGUUUGAGACGUACUUGAAGUUCUCCAAGAUUUCUUUACUGCAGCUGCCUAAUGAGCCUAGGUCCAAAGCCAGUGUGCACCAAAUAAAAGCUUUAAAUGUACUCUCAGAUCCCUGCCAGAGCUACAGACGGAAGUUGGCCUUGGACUUGAAGUGAAAAUUUAUAUACAAAAAUAUUUAGAUAAUUUUAUAAAAGUGUAUCAGUGAUCUCCAAAAGAGUUAUCAAUAGCUAGCAUCAUGAAGAGUAUUUAAGUUGCUGUAUCUGUAUGCCCAUGGAAGACAUUUGUAUGGAAGAAUCUUGUUUUACUUUUUUGUUUAAUGGCGAUAUCAUUCUUGCAAAAUCUACUUCUUGGUGCAAGUGAAGCGUACAGGUGAAACAUUUAUAAAUAAGUGGUCAAGCAUAUACUGUGACCAGGCUAGUUAGCUUACGCUUGGUGAUAGAAAUGUCAAAGGACACUGUAGGGUAAUCAUUUGCUACCAUUACAGGCUGUAGCUACACUUGAUUGUCAGGAGUUGCCUUACUUCAGGGGAGGAGUUUCUUUGGAGAAAUUGGUCUUUUCACUUGAGCACAAGAAGGUAAAGUUCAGAGAAUGUCUAAAAUAGUGUGAAAAGACUAUUGUAGAACCAAUUUAAGCUUCACUGUUUGCUGUCUCUGUAGCAAACAGGAGUAUAUUUACUUGAACAGCUUUUCAGAAAAUUGCACAGUUUCUAGUCAGAAUGGAGAGAUGUGUUUUUUUUUUUUUUAAGUUUUGGCAGUAUGAUCUUUUUUUCCCUGGGAGAAGGGGUCUCUUCAUUUAUAAAUGGAAGCUAUGCGCUUGCAUAGUUUAUCACGUAAAACUUGCAUUUUGGGUAUGUUAUUGCUCGGAUGUUGAAAGUCAUCCUUGCAUCUACCAGCCUACCCAAAGUCUGUUUCUUACUCUGACUGUAUUUUGCUAUAAUAACCCUGUAAUUUUUUAAAAAACAUAAAUGUUGGAGAUUACUUCAUUACUUUAUGUACACCAGACUAAUGGCUGAAGAUAUCAGUGUUUGUGGCAAUUAACUUUUAAUUAGGGUCCCUAAGUUUUACAGAGCAAAAUGUUAUAAACAAGAAUCAGAUGAACCCUCUUGGAGUGGAUCGCUUGUUUUCAUCUUAGAAAUUCUGUAAUGAACUUUGUUAGUUUAUUCCCUCGCAGUGGGAAAAGCCUGCUGUAUUGUAAGGGCAAUACAGGACAGAUGAACACACAAGCUACCUAUGAUGUGUUAUUUUUACCUACCAUUGAAAAACAAGGACACUGAAGAUGAACUGCAACAACAGGCAGGAGUGGCUCUGGUACUUAGAUCUCAGCAAGACAACUCUACCACUGCAAAUGUAUUCUAUUUUUCUAGUUGAGGACUUUUUUUAAACUUAUUUCUGUAUUUGACACAUUAGUGUUCGGCCAACAUUGUUACCAUCCAUUUUACUUUGCUUUCAUUAUUGUUUUAAUUUAAUAUAUUUGAGUCUAAGUCCACAUAGAUUGUUUUGCAAUAACUAGAAUGAUUCACUUUUAUUUAGAUUUAAUUUCUUAACAGAAUUUAAUCAAAGAUGCAAAAUGGCUAUUAAGUAAGGGACCAUUAAAUGUGAUUUUAAGCUUCUGUUUACUAUUAUGGAUGUAAUCCUUACAGUAAAUUUAAUUUUGUAAAGUAGUGUAUAAUAUUGUAAUAUUAAAUCUUUGCUUUCUGAACUAGGACAUUUGAUCUUCAGUAUGAAGUUAUAAAUCUUCCCCAUUUUGAAUUUGAGACAGGAUUUACUUGUCCUCCUUUUUACAGUUUGUAAUUUUCACUGUUUUAUUCCUGUAAAAAGUCAUUUGUAACACAUGCAAAUGCUUAUUUUAUCUGUGCUAAUUUAUCAGAUUUGGCUACUCAAUAAAAUUAAUUGAAAGAA